Messenger RNA from Conger conger (European conger), 1628 nucleotides. Its product is annotated as PTB-containing, cubilin and LRP1-interacting protein-like. The transcript has 3 exons. Gene Ontology annotation, biological process: negative regulation of D-glucose import across plasma membrane; regulation of mitochondrial membrane potential; negative regulation of insulin receptor signaling pathway. The coding region runs from base 935 to 1567 and encodes 210 amino acids. Gene Ontology annotation, cellular component: cytoplasm. The record is from RefSeq and is a predicted model, not a curated record. NCBI's taxonomy places the organism in Eukaryota, Metazoa, Chordata, Actinopteri, Anguilliformes, Congridae.
GGAUACAGUGAUGGUCUGAACCAGAAUGGAGAGUCGGUAAUGGACUCGGCUGGUAUAGGGUAGCUGGAACCUGGAGAUGAACUUCGGGUUAGUUAUUUUCACAAGCGCACAAGGGAUAGGAAUGAUUUGUGUAUUGGGAAGAAAAUUUACAUUCUAGUGCUAUCUUUGCUUUGUCAAACCCUUGAGUGAGACUCGGGGUUUGUUUAAAUGAGAGAAGAAACAUGUUUCGGAAUGUAGCUGAUAAGUAAGUGGAAUGCGGACAGAAUCCCAGAAGUUCAGAUCGCUUUACAUGGGAUGAUCUAUGAUGAUUCAAGACAAACUUGAACUAUUGGCCCCCCACCCGAUACGAAAUUUCAUAGAGCGGUUACGUUGUUGGAACGGUCACUGUCUGUUGUGGAGCGCAACACCUAAGUCCUCUGAAAGUUUUGCAGCCAUCCACCGCUAAACUUAUGCAAGUCACCGUUACUGAGCAACAAGAAGGGAUAUACUGAAGAAUAAUCGUAAAUAGGCCAAAUAUGCAUUGCUGCGUGGAAUCACAAAUACAGCUGUCAGGGUUAUAUAUCGAGGAUUGAGCGUCAUCACCCACCGACCCACAAACAUAAAUGUAAAUCCCCUAAAAUGUGUAGUCUCAUACGUUUACAAAGGAAGCCGUGCAAACAGCCAUCCAAACUGUGAUCUGUCUACAGCUGUGCAUGUGGCGGACCGACCCGGAACCCUCCCCUGCAGGUCACCCCUGAUCCGAAUUCUUUGAGGGGGGAAAAAGGUGGCGCAAGGGGCGGUGCAGGCGGGGCUCCGUUCUCGCACUCCAUUGGAAUUCGCAGUCCGCCUUCUCCGAAUGAGCUGCUCCGGACCGCUGUGGCAAAAGGAGACGCCGGGGUGGACAUCAGUGAAUCACCAGCCACCCGCUUAGAACCGCUAGCUACAUCGUGAUAAUAUGUGGCAGCCAGCAACAGAGAGACUGCAGCACUUCCAGACGAUGCUGAAGUCUAAACUGAACGUGCUGACCCUGAAGAAGGAUCCCCUGCCCACGGUGGUGUUCCACGAGCCAGAGGACAUCGAGCUCCGCUCCACCACGCCGCUGCCCAAGAACCGAGCCCCCACUGGCUACAAGGUGGCGUACCUGGGCAAGGUGACGGUCUCAGGCUCCCACUUCCUGUCGGGCUGCACGGAGUCGGCUGUGGCCGGCCUGUGGGAGGGGCGGGCCCGGGGCGACGCCCCCCAGGCCGACGCCCUCCUGGAGAUCCGCCCCUUCCAGGUGCGCCUGCGGCCCCUGGACGAGCGGGGCGGGGCCUCGGUCGCCGCGGAGACGCACCAGGUGUCCCGCAUCGCCUACUGCACGGCGGACCACGGCGUCAGCCCCGCCGUCUUCGCCUGGAUCUACCGCCGCAUCGACGACGACCUCACCUUCCGCAUGGACUGCCACGCCGUGGAGUGCGCCAGCAAGGUGGAGGCCAAGCGCCUGGCGCACGCCAUGAUGGAGGCCUUCCGGCAGACGCUGCAGCGCAUGCACAGCGAGGGCCGCAUCUCCGCCCCCGCCGACGCCGCCCCGGCCCCCGCCGACGGCUGAGCCCCCAAACCUGCCUGUGCGGGAGAGGGGGGGGGGGGCGGCGCUUCACAGGACAGCACUG